Echinostoma caproni is the source of this 459-nucleotide messenger RNA. NCBI's taxonomy places the organism in Eukaryota, Metazoa, Platyhelminthes, Trematoda, Plagiorchiida, Echinostomatidae. The record is from the annotation of a GenBank genome assembly.
AUGAAGGUCCGCAGCAAAGAUAAAGUGAAUCAGGCAAAACAUUCGAUGAAUCCAGGAAAUACUCGUGUCAUCAGCCAAGAUGCUUUACAGAACUUCAAAGAAGCAAUGAAAGUUCGAAACCCGUACGAAAUCAUACUGAGGCAGACUAAGCUUCCUGUAUCUCUAUUGGAUGAGAAGAAACAGGCUCUAGUUCAACAGGUGGAGACUAUACAACAGCAGUACGAUGCCAGCCGAGACCGUCACAUGGUUCGGGACGAUGAUGGAGUUCGCGAUAUGACACAACAACCGCAUUUCAAAGCGGGACAAUCGAAGCGUCUAUGGAAUGAGUUAUUCAAACCUCCGGAGAUGUGUAGCGACAGUACACUGGGUAUCGGUAAACGCAGUGUGCGUGCGUGUGAAGUUGUUCAAUGGACUUUUAAAGCUGUUGCUAAUAAACAACCCCUUUUGUCCCCUUUUUAA